ACUAACUAACUAAAAGACUCCCUGUGGCAUGGUACAGUUAUUUUCUAUUCAUCUUGUUCAUGAGUUUACUAAUGACAGCGACACUGAGGGAAAUGAUGACGCUUUGUCUUAUACCUGUUCCGGACUUGAUAAUGGAGUAGCCCAGAAUGCCUGCUGCUGAUGGAUUCUUCGGAACUCCUCUCCUACUUUGCGAGUCCCACAGUAAUUACUGAGCAAAAGACGAGGCAGUGCCUAGCACGUCUGAAGAAGCACAGUCAGAGCCAUGGCCUAAGUAACCAGGAAUGUCUGCAGUUGAUUCAAGCUGCCAGUAGCUCUCGGUUUGAUCCACAGGUUUCUUGCCAGCUGGUACAAUGCUUGCUACCCGCAGAAGUGGUUUCAGCUAGCUGUGUCUACUUCACUAUAUCUGUGUUAUCUAGUGACAUUGCUUGUCAAGACGCACAAGUGUUACUGCUAGAAUGGCUGGUUCAGAUUUAUCCGUACAUUCGUAUGGAUCACAUCUUUGCACAGCUGUACAACGUGAUGGUUCACUUACUCAAGCAAUCCCAUCUGAUCACACCAGUCUGCCAUCUCCUAUACCACGUCACACAGCACACAGACGUAACACCGUAUCGCGUGAGUGUGCUGCUGGCACUGCGACAGCAACAGAAGGACUCUGAUCCAGAGUUGGAUGCUAUCACCGCUGUACUCUAUGUCUAUCAGUUACAUUGUCCACACUUAGUGCCAGUUGACCUUGAAGUCAGCGAUGACAAGGUCUGGCGGUUAUUCACUCUAUCAGAAUCUCAGAGAUCCUGUGCUGCUGCUAUCAGCUCUAUGCAGAUGAGGGCAGUGGUGGCAACGGGGAAUUCCCAUCCGGAGGGGAACGGCAGCAUCGCAAGCAAUCAAGUUCAUGAAGGGGAAACCCCAGGAAAGAAGAGGAAACAUGGAGAUCUCAUUGCUAGAACGCCAUCAGGGCACUCAUCUCUACCCACACCCACGCUUACCGGGGAUGGUGCUAUGGCAAACCUUGCAGAUCAGCCUGGACCUCGUCAAACACUGGAGUUCUUUAGAUCGUUUGCCGCUUCAAAGAUAGCUGACGACGUUGACGUUGCUGUCCUGGACAAGCACCUCGUCCUCUACUUGCUGGCAAGUGGUGUGGAUGUUGUGGCCAGGCUGAGAUUGUGCACUAGACUACAUACCAUACUGUGGAGCGAGAUCCUGCAUCAGCGGUCGUGGACGACGGAGCGAGUAUGCCAUGUGAAGCGUGUCCUAUCAGCUGUUGCCUUGGUUACUGAGUUCCUUGGAGAACCUCUUCCUGUGGUGGAGGAGUUCUUACAGGAAUAUCUGACCACUUGGGACGGCAGCAUGUUUUUUGAUGAAAUUCUCCGUCUGUUGUGCCAUGUACGACUGCGCAACUUCAGUGAGCUUGAGAGUGUGUUCUUGCAGCCUCUGCAUCACCUCUACAUGACCGUGUCUGCACAGGAGAAAGCAAAGAUUGUGCACUGUUGGCGCAGGAUGUUCUGCAAUUUUGUGAAGAUUGAGACUGUCAAUCACCUGAAGGCAACAAGCGAUAUGGCCUGUGAUGAGAAUGGCAUUGAUGAAAGGAUAGCGCACCGGCGCUUGUUUCCCAGACCAAGUUCCGGUGUUGUCAAUGGCAAGGACACUGUCGCCCGUUUUGUGGCGUUUGCUGAUCAUCAUGCCUUCGUUGGUCUGCAGGCGGAGGAGAAUGCACCUGUUCUGCAACAAGCUGUUCUCAGGUUUUUCUUCGAUGUUGAGCGAAUGGCAUUGCUGGAUGGCGUGUGCUUCUUGCCCUUCCCGUCUCCUAAAACAACGUAUUGUCUACUGCUCUCACACAACUCAGCAGCCGUCUCAGACCUCUGCUUCAUCUUCUCCCGCCUAUACAAGAGUAUGUGUCUGUUAUGUUCUUCCACCAAGCAUGCAUGGAAUUUUGUGGCUGAAUGGCAACAGCGGACAAGAGUGACACACAUGUUCAAUCGUAUAGUCCUGGACAUUGUCAACAUGCUUUUCAAGGGUAACCUUUUCCCUGCUAAUGUGGACCGGCGUGGUGCUACGUCCAUCUUCCAAAUGACAUGGAAAAGUGUACUGUCGUUGAAGCUAGGGCGACCACCCAGCGAUGCUCUAACUCUCUUCCGUCACGUGGUGUUCCUGGGCAAUGUAUGUCUGUUCCGGUAUGAACAGCAGCAACACAAGACAACAACAUCAACAAAUGCCAGGCGGUCAUCAUCGUCAUCAUCGUCAUCAUCGUCGUCGUUAUCAUCAUCAAAGCCAUCAUCAAAACCAUCAUCAAAACCACCAAAGCCAUCAUCAAAGCCAUCAUCAAAGCCGUCACCAAAGCCAUCAUCAAAGCCGUCAUCAAAUCCAUCAUCGCUGCCAAGCAGUCCCACUUCAGAACAUGACGUAACGUUUGAAGAACGAGACCAGUUUGUUGCUUUCUUGAAGGAGCGGCAUUUCGCCGGCAUUGACGAAUUUCAGAAGGUUUUCUUUUCCAAGGCGCAGAACUGAGCCACGCAGAACUGAGCCACGCAGCAUGGCAUUGAAGCACACUAUGCAUUCAAUGUAACUUGCUUACCGGCUUACCGGCUUACCUUAGCUUGAUAUCUAUCACUUCAGUUUGCCUCUCCUAGUUUUUUCCCUGUCUAGGUUUGUGUCACUUACAAUGGCGUUCAGAACGACCACAUUCUAGAUGAGUUGUUCCAGCUGUCGCUGUUGCGUCGCUGCUGUCCGUACUUGAGUAUGCUUAUGUGUAGCAACGGCUGUUUCUGUUCACACUUGCUGUACCAAUGUUCUAACCCUUAUAGUUUUCCCUUACUCUCUGCGCUGUACUUUUUAGAUUUUUAGACUUUAGUUUAGUUUUGCUUUGUUCUGCAACACAAAACCAUGCAUACAUUCAGCAUCAGUGCAUGGUAGCUUAUGUGCACAAGUACACAUACAAAAACACAAUCAUACACCUACACCUACACAUACUUGUACAUGUGCAGUCUUUAGUUUUUUUUUAGUGUGCCGUGGGUAUUUCAACUUAUUUCAUAAGAACCUCCUUUUAUUCUGAUAUUUUUUUUAGAUCUUGGUGUCUGUUACAGUGCAUGUGUGUUUAUUGAUGCUGUGAAAGUACUGAAGUAGCCAUAACUUCCCCCUUGACUCUCUACCCCGCCCAAUCGGCCACCAUCCCUAGCACAGCAGCACUGCUCGUGUUAUAGGUGUAUUAGGUGUAUUGUGAAGAGAACAUGUUUUCAAUUUAUAUAAUCAGAGUACUUUCCUUCGGUCAGAGCGUCACUUUCAUGCUCGAAUGUGUUGCUGCGAUGCUAUUGACUUAGUGGGAGCCUGUUGUGUGCAUGUACAUGUACAUGUAUGUUGUUUUCCGCUAAGUUCGUUGAAGUAACGUCAGUAGCAAAGAGUACAUUAUCCCCCUGGCCCAGAAUGCGGACCUCCUCAUAAAAUAUCAUCACGGCUCGCUUUACCCCAUUGUUUGCCUGCCUUGACAUUUUUGCAAAGGAUUGGAUGACAGAAUCACAUUCA
This is a messenger RNA of Sycon ciliatum, 3510 nucleotides long. Its product is annotated as centromere protein I-like. The coding region runs from base 160 to 2499 and encodes 779 amino acids. The transcript is spliced from 23 exons. Gene Ontology annotation, cellular component: inner kinetochore; kinetochore. The record is from RefSeq and is a predicted model, not a curated record. Gene Ontology annotation, biological process: CENP-A containing chromatin assembly; mitotic sister chromatid segregation. Lineage: Eukaryota; Metazoa; Porifera; Calcarea; Leucosolenida; Sycettidae.